Molecule: messenger RNA, 5262 nt
Organism: Acanthosepion pharaonis
Lineage: Eukaryota; Metazoa; Mollusca; Cephalopoda; Sepiida; Sepiidae
Source: the annotation of a GenBank genome assembly
AUGGAUAACGACAACACCAGAAGACAGAGUUGCCACAAUUACAGUGGAGAAAGUCUCGAGGCUGGUGGUGUGGUUCAGCUACUCAAUCCAAAGAACGUCAAAGAGUAUGUAGUUGAGCUGAUCAAACCACCACAGACAACAACAUCCGUGCCAGCUGGAGGUACUAGCUAUUUUACCACUACGCCAGCUGUGGGUGUACCUGGUGCAGCAUCUACCCAGGAAAAUUUGCUCCCGUUGCAGGAAGUACACCAGCUAGAAUUGCAGCCGGCGCAGCAACUACACCCGCAGGAGACAACAACAUCCGUGCCAGCUGGAGGUACUAGCUAUUUUACCACUACGCCAGCUGUGGGUGUACCUGGUGCUGCAUCUACGCCAGGAAAAUUUGCUCCCGUUGCAGGAAGUACACCAGCUAGAAUUGCAGCCGGCGCAGCAACUACACCCGCAGGAGGUGUACCACCCACACUACCUAAAGUUACAUCAUCACCUGACAAGCCUGUCACCAUUCCACCUGGAACAGAUAAAACUGUGCUGAAAAUUACAAUUGUUCCUGAGUAUCCUACAGUACCCGUGAAAGUGAAAAUAUCUACCAAAAUCUGUAUUAAAUCCACAAGUCUUACCACUCAAGCUUCUGCUGCAACAACACUUGUUCCGGGCAUGACCACAGGAGCUCCAGCUCUAACUACAGUUGCUCCUGGAAUAACUACACCUGCUCCAGGUCUUACCACUACAGCGCCUGCUGCAACAACACUUGCUCCGGGCAUGACCUCCGCAGCUCCAGCUCUAACUACUGCUGCUCCUGCUAAAUCAACUCUUGCCCCUGGAAUAACAACAACUGCCCCAGGUCUUACCACUCCAGCUUCUGCUGCAACAACACUUGUUCAGGGCAUGACCACCGCAGCUCCAGCUGUAACUACUGCUGCUCCUGCUAAAUCAACUCUUGCCCCUGCAAUAACAACUCCUGCUCCAGGUCUUACUACUCCAGCUUCUGCUGCGACAACACUUUCUCCCGGCAUGACCACAGGAGCUCCAGUUGUAACUACUGCUGCUCUUGCUAAAUCAACACUUGCCCCUGGAUUAACAACACCUGCUGCAGGUCUUACUACUCCAGCUGCAGCUGCAAGAACACUUGCUCCGGGCAUGACCACAGCAGCUCCAGCUGUAACUACUGCUGUACCUGCUAAAUCAACUCUUGCCCCUGGAAUAACUACACCUGCUCCAGGUCUUACCACUCCAGCUUCUGCUGCAACAACACUUGCUCCGGGCAUGACCACCGCAGCUCCAGCUCUAACUACUGCUGCUCCUGCUAAAUCAACUCUUGCCCCUGGAAUAACUACACCUGCUCCAGGUCUUACCACUACAGCGCCUGCUGCAACAACCCCUGCUCCUGGCAUGACCACCGCAGCUCCAGCUCUAACUACUACUGCUCCUGCUAAAUCAACUCUUGCCCCUGCAAUAACAACAACUGCUCCAGGUCUUACCACUCCAGCUUCUGCUGCAACAACACUUGCUCCGGGCAUGACCACAGCAGCUCCAGCUCUAACUACUGCUGCUCCUGGUAAAUCAACUCUUGCCCCUGGAAUAACAACAACUGCCCCAGGUCUUACCACUCCAGCUUCUGCUGCAACAACACUUGCUCCGGGCAUGACCACAGCAGCUCCAGCUCUAACUACUGCUGCUCCUGCUAAAUCAACUCUUGCCCCUGAAAUAACAACAAUUGCCCCUGGUCUUACCACCACAGCGCCUGCUGCAACAACCCCUGCUCCUGGCAUGACCACCGCAGCUCCAGCUCUAACUACUACUGCUCCUGCUAAAUCAACUCUUGCCCCUGCAAUAACAACAACUGCUCCAGGUCUUACCACUCCAGCUUCUGCUGCAACAACACUCUGCUCUGGCAUGACCACAGCAGCUCCAGCUCUAACUACUGCUGCUCCUGGUCUUACCACUCCAGCUUCUGCUGCAACAACACUUGCUCCGGGCAUGACCACCGCAGCUCCAGCUCUCACUACUGCUGCUCCUGCCAAAUCAACUCUUGCCCCUGGAAUAACUACACCUGCCCCAGGUCUUACCACUCCAGCUUCUGCUGCAACAACACUUGCCUGGCAUGACCACCGCAGCUCCAGCCUCACUACUGCUGCUCCUGCUAAAUCAACUCUUGCCCCUGGAAUAACUACACCUGCCCCAGGUCUUACCACUCCAGCUUCUGCUGCAACAACACUUGCUCCGGGCAUGACCACCGCAGCUCCAGGUCUAACUACUGCUGCUCCUGCUAAAUCAACUGUUGCCCCUGGAAUAACAACAACUGCCCCAGGUCUUACCACUCCAGCUUCUGCUGCAACAACACUUGCUCCGGGCAUGACCACCGCAGCUCCAGGUCUAACUACUCCUGCUCCUGCUAAAUCAACUGUUGCCCCUGGAAUAACAACAACUGCCCCAGGUCUUAGCACUCAAGCUUCUGCUGCAACAACACUUGCUCCGGGCAUGACCACAGCAGCUCCAGCUCUAACUACUGCUGCUCCUGCUAAAUCAACUCUUGCCCCUGGAAUGACUACACCUGCCCCAGGUCUUACCACUCCAGCUUCUGCUGCAACAACACUUGCUCCGGGCAUGACCACCGCAGCUCCAGCUCUCACUACUGCUGCUCCUGCCAAAUCAACUCUUGCCCCUGGAAUAACUACACCUGCCCCAGCUCCAGCUCUCACUACUGCUGCUCCUGCUAAAUCAACUCUUGCCCCUGGAAUAACUACACCUGCCCCAGGUCUUACCACUCCAGCUUCUGCUGCAACAACACUUGCUCCGGGCAUGACCACAGCAGCUCCAGCUCUAACUACUGCUGCUCCUGCUAAAUCAACUCUUGCCCCUGGAAUAACAACAACUGCCCCAGGUCUUACCACUCCAGCUUCUGCUGCAACAACACUUGCUCCGGGCAUGACCACAGCAGCUCCAGCUCUAACUACUGCUGCUCCUACUAAAUCAACUCUUGCCCCUGGAAUAACAACAACUGCCCCAGGUCUUACCACUCCAGCUUCUGCUGCAACAACACUUGCUCCGGGCAUGACCACCGCAGCUCCAGGUCUAACUACUGCUGCUCCUGCUAAAUCAACUGUUGCCCCUGGAAUAACAACAACUGCCCCAGGUCUUACCACUCCAGCUUCUGCUGCAACAACACUUGCUCCGGGCAUGACCACCGCAGCUCCAGGUCUAACUACUGCUGCUCCUGCUAAAUCAACUGUUGCCCCUGGAAUAACAACAACUGCCCCAGGUCUUACCACUCCAGCUUCUGCUGCAACAACACUUGCUCCGGGCAUGACCACCGCAGCUCCAGGUCUAACUACUCCUGCUCCUGCUAAAUCAACUGUUGCCCCUGGAAUAACAACAACUGCCCCAGGUCUUACCACUUCAGCUUCUGCUCCAACAACACUUGCUCCGGGCAUGACCACCGCAGCUCCAGCUCUAACUACUGCUGCUCCUGGUAAAUCAACUCUUGCCCCUGGAAUAACAACAACUGCCCCAGGUCUUACCACUCCAGCUUCUGCUGCAACAACACUUGCUCCGGGCAUGACCACAGCAGCUCCAGCUCUAACUACUGCUGCUACUGCUAAAUCAACUCUUGCCCCUGGAAUAACAACAAUUGCCCCUGGUCUUACCACUCCAGCUUCUGCUGCAACAACACUUGCUCCAGGCAUGACCACUGCAGCUCCAGCUCUCACUACUGCUGCUCCUGCUAAAUCAACUCUUGCCCCUGGAAUAACAAUAACUGCCCCAGGUCUUACCACUCCAGCUUCUGCUGCAGCAACACUUGCUACGGGCAUGACCACCGCAGCUCCAGCUCUAACUACUGCUGUUCCUGGUAAAUCAACUCUUGCCCCUGGAAUAACAAAAACUGCCCCAGGUCUUACCACUCCAGCUUCUGCUGCAACAACACUUGCUCCGGGCAUGACCACAGCAGCUCCAGCUCUAACUACUACUGCUUCUGCUAAAUCAUCUCUUGCCCCUGGAAUAACAACAACUGCCCCAGGUCUUACUACUCCAGCUUCUGCUGCAACAACACUUGCGCAAGGCAUGACCACUGCAGCUCCAGCUCUCACUACUGCUGCUCCUGCUAAAUCAACUCUUGCCCCUGGAAUAACUACACCUGCUCCAGGUCUUACCACUACAGCUCCUGCUGCAACAACACCUGCUCCGGGCAUGACCACAGCAGCUCCAGCUCUAACUACUGCUGUUUCUGGUAAAUCAACUCUUGCCCCUGGAAUAACUACACCUGCCCCAGGUCUUACCACUCCAGCUUCUGCUGCAACAACACUUGCUCCGGGCAUGACUACAGCAGCUCCAGCUCUAACUACUGCUGCUCCUGCUAAAUCAACUCUUGCCCCUGGAAUAACAACAACUUCUCCAGGUCUUACUACUCCAGCUUCUGCUGCAACAACACUUCCUUCGGGCAUGACCACAGCAGCUCCAGCUCUAACUACUGCAGCUCUUGCUAAAUCAACUCUUGCCCCUGGAAUAACAACAACUGCCCCAGGUCUUACCACUCCAGCUUCUGCUGCAACAACAAUUGCUCCGGGCAUGACCACAGCAGCUCCAGCUCUAACUACUGCUGCUCCUGGUAAAUCAACUCUUGCCCCUGGAAUAACAACAACUGCCCCAGGUCUUACUACUCCAGCUUCUGCUGCAACAACACUUGCUCCAGGCAUGACCACUGCAGCUCCAGCUCUCACUACUGCUGCUCCUGCUAAAUCAACUCUUGCCCCUGGAAUAACUACACCUGCUCCAGGUCUUACUACUACAGCUACUGCUGCAACAACACCUGCUCCGGGCAUGACCACAGCAGCUCCAGCUCUAACUACUGCUGUUCCUGGUAAAUCAACUCUUGCCCUUGGAAUAACAACAACUGCCCCAGGUCUUACCACUCCAGCUUCUGCUGCAACAACACUUGCUCCGGGCAUGACCACAGCAGCUCCAGCUCUAACUACUGCUGCUCCUGCUAAAUCAACUGUUGCCCCUGGAAUAACAACAACUGCCCCAGGUCUUACCACUCCAGCUACUGCUGCAACAACACUUGCUCCGGGCAUGACCACAGCAGCUCCAGCUCUAACUACUGCUGCUCCUGCUAAAUCAACUCUUGCCCCUGGAAUAACAACAACUGCCCCAGGUCUUACCACUCCAGCUUCUGCUGCAACAACACUUGCUCCGGGGCAUGACCACAGCCGCUCCAGCCUAACUACUGCAGCUCUUGCUAAUCAAUCAACUCUUGCCCUGGAAUAA